AUGCACUCUGGUAUGGAUUUUGCCGGCGUUGUUGGGUCUACCCUCUAUAUGCCAACAGAGGUGGAGCUUCCAGCGGUUAGAAUAUUUCUCAAUGAUCAUGCCAGUGAUUCUCAAAAGUAUGUCUACAACACCAUUAGUGCCUUGCACAAGGGAGCUGCUCUUUUGCCAGUCAAAAAGGCAAACAUUGCUUCCAUGGAUGACACAACUGAAUGGUUGGUUGAAGGAUUGAACAAAGACAAUAUUGACAAAGUUCGCUUCACAGCUAUUUCAUCAUACACUGGCAAGGGAACCAGAUCACUCUAUCGCACUACUGCCAACAAUGCAUCUAUGGCAACUGGCAUUAGAGUGAAGCUCAGUAUAGUUAUGACUGCUGAUGGCUGUACAGCACCUCUAUUUGUAUCAAUUACAGGAUUGAAUGAAAGAGAGUUGUCCAAUGAGUCCGGAGUUGAAAUUCUGGAAAUACCCGGUCUAUGCAUUGGAGGCGGCGGUCAAGCUUUGUUUAGCUCCUAG
Molecule: messenger RNA, 510 nt
Organism: Seminavis robusta
Lineage: Eukaryota; Bacillariophyta; Bacillariophyceae; Naviculales; Naviculaceae
Source: the annotation of a GenBank genome assembly